AUGUAUGUGCUGGGCGGGUCAUCCUAUGAUGUAGCUCCGCUGGCCAUUCAAUGGCUGCUGCCUGCUUACGUCAAAAUCAUCAUCUCAGACCAGUUCGCUUGGAACCACAAACAAGAUUGGUCCAUAAACCAGACUGAGUAUGGGUGGGACCAGUUUGAAAAUCUGGACAAGCACACUCAGUGGGGGAUUGACUUUCUUGAGCGCUAUGGAAAGUUUGUCAAGGAAAGGCUGGAGAUAGAGCAGAACUAUGCCAAGCAGCUACGAAACUUGGUGAAGAAGUACUGUCCAAAACGUUCCAAAGAUGAAGAGCCGAGGUUCACAUCUUGCGUGUCGUUCUUCUCCAUCCUGAGUGAAAUGAAUGACUACGCGGGUCAGAGGGAGGUGGUGGCCGAGGAGAUGGGUAACAGGGUUUAUGGUGAGCUGAUGAGGUACAGCCAAGACCUCAAGGCUGAGCGGAAACAUCAUCUACAGGAGGGGAGGAAGGCUCAGCAGUACUUGGACCAAUGCUGGAAACAGAUGGAAAAUAGUAAAAGGAAGUUUGAGAGGGAGUGUAGGGAAGCGGAAAAAGCCCAGACGACCUACGAGCGGUUAGACAACGACAUCAACGCCACCAAAUCAGAGGUGGAGAAGGCCAAAGCCCAGCUGUACCUGCGCACACACACGGCUGACGAGAGUAAGAACGAGUACGCCGCUCAGCUCCAGAACUUCAACUCGGAGCAGUGGAAACAUUUCAAUAACGCCAUACCGCACAUCUUCAAGAAUCUGCAAGACAUGGACGAACGUCGAACGGUGAAGCUCGGGGAGACGUUUCGAUGCUUCGCUGAGGCAGAGAAGAGGGUCAUCCCCAUCGUCUCCAAAUGCCUAGAUGGAAUGGUUUCUGCUGCCAAGGCUGUAGACGAGCGGCGGGAUUCAGCAAUGGUUGUGGAGUCAUUUAAAUCUGGCUUUGAGCCCCCCGGAGACUUUCCCUUCGAAGACUUCAGUCAGAAUAUAAGUAAAAACGGAUCAGACGGGGCCAUCAACAACACACCCAAAGGAGACAGAGACAAGGACGUAGGCCCCGGCUCACGAUCUGACCCCAAACAUCCCAUGAGCAGAACCAAGAACAAACUCUGGCUGUUCGGCAAAAAACCCAAG
Nematolebias whitei (Rio pearlfish) is the source of this 1134-nucleotide messenger RNA. RefSeq names its product formin-binding protein 1-like. NCBI's taxonomy places the organism in Eukaryota, Metazoa, Chordata, Actinopteri, Cyprinodontiformes, Rivulidae. The record is from RefSeq and is a predicted model, not a curated record. Gene Ontology annotation, biological process: signal transduction.